AGGUCACUAGGCAACCAAAGGACGCUUCCAGCGCAGGCUGAGUGUGAAAUCCCGAUAGAAGAUAUGGAUUCUGAAUAUUUGAAGAAAUGUAUAGGAAAGUGCCUGGCAGAAGGACUAGCAGAAGUGGCUGAAAGAAGGCCGAUGGAUCCCAUCCAAUAUCUAGCACAAUGGAUUUACAAAUAUAGAAGCAAUUUAGAUGAGUAUGAAAAGAGGAAACUGGAAAGAGAGGAAUUGGAAAGAGAAAAAGAGGAGGCACGCAUGGAGAUAGAAAUGGCUGAAAAACUCAAACAAGAGGAGAUUCUUAUCCAGCAGAAAAUUGAAGAACAACAGAGGAAUAUGAUUUCAGAGCAAUAUCCCCAAAAGACACUAGCAGAACUUACGGAGAAGUUUGGAGCACCACAUCUGCCAACUGUGCAAGAGACAGACGAAUCGUUGUCUUCUGGUGCUAAACUGACCAGCCUGGAGAUAUCGUCUGAGGUUGAAAACACAGGAGAGUCAUUGGAGAAUCCACCUCUAAAGGAAACUGAUGAUCAGUUAAUAAACAGUCAGGGCCAUGAAACAAAGGAAGUGGAAGGAUAUGCAACUUUUAGAAUGGAGGAAAAUCAGGGAGAGAUGGAACCUUCUCAAAAGGAUGGAGAUAUUUUGGGAAAUACAGUGCAGCCUACGAAUUCUGACAUCCAAACUGAAAAGGAAUCUGAAAAUCAAGACACCCCUCAAGAACAGUCAUAUUCUAGCAUCGGAGAACAAACCAUGUAAACUUUGAGAACCUCAAUUGUGAAAAUUAGUCUGCUCAAUCAUGUCAUUUGUUGAACUGGUCUCAAAAUUGAUAUACAUGUUUGGGGACUUCAUUUAGAGUAAUAUCCAAUUUCUUAGUGACUACUCAGGAUUUCUGAAGAUUUGCCCUUGAAUGUGUGUCUGCGUCAAUUUAAUAAAGUUUCAUGUAUUCACA
Pelobates fuscus (common spadefoot toad) is the source of this 949-nucleotide messenger RNA. Its product is annotated as DPY30 domain-containing protein 1-like. The transcript has 5 exons. The record is from RefSeq and is a predicted model, not a curated record. NCBI's taxonomy places the organism in Eukaryota, Metazoa, Chordata, Amphibia, Anura, Pelobatidae. Bases 64 to 756 code for a protein of 230 amino acids. Gene Ontology annotation, cellular component: Set1C/COMPASS complex.